This is a messenger RNA of Caenorhabditis bovis, 927 nucleotides long. Lineage: Eukaryota; Metazoa; Nematoda; Chromadorea; Rhabditida; Rhabditidae. The record is from the annotation of a GenBank genome assembly.
AUGCCCUGGUCGAUGUACGUCUUCUUCGCGAUGUCGAUUAUCGCGAUUCCAUUAUACCUAUUGAUAUUCAUUUGUUUGUGCGGUCUUCGAACACACUCGAAAAUCUACAAUUCAACGUUUUACACGCUAUUCAUGCAGCACUGUAUCGCUGAUUUUCUCGCAAUAUUGACAUACUAUUUUGUGAAUCCGAUCCGUCAAAUUCCAGCCGUUCAGAAAUUCUAUUUCGAAUACCAGAAAUAUUAUAUAGCGGCAGCAUGCUUCAACACGAUUUACGUGUGCUUCAUUAUUCGAUGUUGCGGGAUUAUUCUUCUUUCCUUGCAGCGAUUCGUCAUCAUCGUCUUCCCGACGUCGCAUAUUUCAUUAGCGAUUCAGAACGCCUCAAAAUUGAAAGUGAUUCUCGUAUUCUGGCUAAUUCCUCUACCGUUGUCCAUAUUUAUUCUCAAAGACGCCGAUUUUUAUUACGAUUCUCUCGAAACCAUGCAAAUCAUCGCGCCGCUGCAAAUCACAAAUCGAAACAGCAUCAUCGCGUUGUCGAUCGUUUCAUUGGCGUGUGCGAUUUGCUCAAUGUGCCAUCUCUCCAUAUAUAUUGCGAUUCGUCAAAAGGUGGUCUCGAAGCGCCUUCGACGCGAAUUGAAUCUCACACUUCAAAUCGUCGCGCUUCAUCUCGCAUUCUUCGUGAUGAUGGUGUUCUACGGGCUCGUCAAUCAUUUUGGACGAACGGGAAAUUCGAGCGCUCGAUUCUACAUUCGAACAAUUUACCCAAUCGCGAAUGGAUUCCUCUCCUACCUCAACCCAUUUUGCGUAUUACUAUUGAAUCGCGAUUUAGGCGAGCGUGUCAAAUGUUUAAUAACUCGCCGAACGAUCAGAACCAGCGACAUUCAAUUAUCGAUGACGACGCAGUCGACUAAACUCAGAAAUCAUCAAUAA